Macroventuria anomochaeta is the source of this 1198-nucleotide messenger RNA. RefSeq lists its product as uncharacterized. Gene Ontology annotation, molecular function: isomerase activity. The transcript has 2 exons. The coding region runs from base 1 to 816 and encodes 271 amino acids. Gene Ontology annotation, biological process: carbohydrate metabolic process. The record is from RefSeq and is a predicted model, not a curated record. NCBI's taxonomy places the organism in Eukaryota, Fungi, Ascomycota, Dothideomycetes, Pleosporales, Didymellaceae. Gene Ontology annotation, cellular component: intracellular anatomical structure.
AUGCCUCCCAAACGUGCCUUGUUCUCCCUAAACGUCGACUCCGAAGCCGACCACAUCUAUCAACGCGUCAACGACCACUUCAAACCAGGAAAGGAGAAGACCAAGAUCAUUGAGACGAGCGGACCGACUGUUGGCCACACGGAUCUGCAGUUCGUCACUAAGCCGUUUGAAAAGUUGGUUAACAGGGCUGUUGAAGGCGUCGAAGAAGGAACCAGGAAGAAAAGCAUCGAAGCGCCGCAUCGAGCAGCAGUACGACACCACGGACCUCUAACCCACCCAAAAUCAUCUGAAGAUACAAUCAAUAUGUCUUCGCAACCCCUCCGCAUAGCCAUCGGCUGCGACAACGCCGGCGUCAGCUACAAGAACGCCAUCAUCAAGGAUCUCAAGGCCGAUGACAGAGUCGCCGAUGUGACUGACGUCGGUGUCCCCGAGAAGAGCGACGACACAGCGUACCCGCACGUCGCGGUCGACGCAGCCAAACUCGUUGCUGAAGGCAAGGCGGACCGCGCGGUGCUGAUCUGCGGCACCGGGCUGGGCGUGGCCAUCUCGGCCAACAAAGUGCCUGGCAUUCGAGCUGUGACGGCGCAUGAUUCGUUCAGUGUGGAGAGAGCGAUUCUGAGUAACGAUGCACAGGUACUGUGUAUGGGUGAGAGAGUUAUUGGGUUGGAGUUGGCGAGGCGGUUGGUGAAGGAGUGGUUAGGCUAUAGGUUCGAUAAGAGCAGUGCGAGUGCGGCGAAGGUUGAUGCUAUUACGGAGCAUGAGAGGAAAAACUUUGCAGGUCUCGACAAAGUCGACAGUGUCACCAGCUGCUCGUAGACCGUGAAUUGGAGCAGGCCACACAUACCGUAAUGUCCUGGCAAAAUGUAUAAUGAAGUCGAACGAUUCUUUCACAUACGAUUAUAGGACGUUUGAAGGAAGUUCUUCCCCGAAGUCUCACCGGAUUUUGAUGUGGACAAUGUGCUACGAUACCUGGUGACAACCACGAUUAUGUAUUCCAGAUAUGUCAGCAGGGUUGGUUAUCUGUCGCUCUCUUCCUGGUGCGGCCGUGUCCAAGGCGGGAAAGAGGGUUGUAAUGACGCCUUGCCCUACUUGAUUUUCUCACGUCAGCCAUCCCACUUGUACUAUGUAUGUAAGGCCAACAUCUCCACUACCCAAAUCUCACAUAGGACGUUAAAUCAAUCAAUCAAUCAAUCACCAC